AUGGAUGAUUCCACUGGUUCCCAUCUGUCCGUCGUCGUAGACUUGUCCCCGACUCAAUGGCAUCUUUCCGGUCUCUCCUCUAACGCUUACCCCUUGGCUCUCAACUCUUUUCUUUCCCAGCUACUUGUCUUCCUUAACGCCCACUUAGCUUCCAAGCAUGAGAACACUCUUGCUGUCUUUGGCGCCCUUCCCGGCAAGAGUGUCAUGCUCUAUUCUUCAAUUGACCAGGAAUCUGACACCACCAUGCAAAUGGACUCCAACUCAUAUCUAGCGUUCAAAGUCAUCGAUUCGGCUAUAGUACGGAGAACCAGAGAAGAGCUAGAUAUGCUCAUGGACGACGAAGAGGAAGCGCCUUGUGGUCUGGUCGGAGCGUUGACUAAGGCCCUUUGUUACGUUAACAGGGUUGCCCUUGCAUCCACCAUAUCGUCCGACAACACAUCUCAACCCCUCGAUGCUGCCAGUUCCACCGACCCCCGGAUCCUCAUCUUGUCCGUAUCUCCGGAUCUCACUACGUCUUACAUUCCCAUUAUGAAUGCCAUCUUCUCGGCCCAAAAACUGAAGGUGGCCGUUGAUGCUUGCCAGAUAUACGGUCCAGACUCCGUGUUUUUACAACAGGCUGCACACUUGACCGGAGGUUCUUACAUAGCCCUGGAACGACGAGACGCGCUUCUUCAAUACUUGAUCAUGUCGUUUCUCUCUCCGCCCUCUAUUCGAAAGGUGCUCUCCGUCCCCACACAAGAUAGAAUUGACUUCCGUGCAGCCUGCUUCUGUCAUAAGAAUAUAAUCGACAUCGGUUUUGUGUGUUCGGUGUGCCUGUCUAUAUUUUGUCAACCAGUCCCGGUGUGUUCAACCUGCCGAACGAAAUUCCCGAUCAAAACACUGCAGCGACUAAAUGCAGCAAAGCCUCUCUUGGCGCAAUCCAAUGGCUCGGUCCAGCGCACGCCCUCUUCCAGCCAGCCGCCAACUCCGAGCCGUACAGGUUCUGCCGCUCCUUCCGCCUCGGCCCGCAAUGGGGAUACCACGUCGUAUCAAUUACCCCACAGCGCCUCUAUUGGACAAGGUAGCAGCAACGGGUCUAACGGUGCCAGACUAGGCUCUGGUUAA
Desarmillaria tabescens is the source of this 1104-nucleotide messenger RNA. RefSeq names its product transcription factor Tfb4-domain-containing protein. Lineage: Eukaryota; Fungi; Basidiomycota; Agaricomycetes; Agaricales; Physalacriaceae. The record is from RefSeq and is a predicted model, not a curated record. Gene Ontology annotation, cellular component: transcription factor TFIIH holo complex; transcription factor TFIIH core complex. The coding region runs from base 1 to 1104 and encodes 367 amino acids. Gene Ontology annotation, biological process: nucleotide-excision repair; regulation of DNA-templated transcription. The transcript is spliced from 8 exons.